AUGCCGCCAAAACGCUGGGCAAGGCCGAACCAGAGGGGCGAAAGUGGCGAGAACGCCUACACGACCGCCGCGCUGCUACAGUUUAUAUGCGAUGAGGUCCGCAGCAACAACUGCCUCGGCCUGUCGGAGGAGGAGCUAACCGGGAUGGCAGCCGAGCUAGUGCACGUAAAGACGCGUGCAGAGGUGUCGGAGUGGGCCAGAACGCUGAUGCUAUCCGACACCUUUGUUGCUGAGGUGACUAAGCGGCGAGAGCAGUCGGGCCCAGCCUUUGAGGCCGAGAGUCUCUCGAACGCGCCAUCCAGCUCGAGCGCAUCGGCCGGGGGAGGUGCAGGUGGUACGCUCAACGUAACGAAGCGCGGCGUCGGAGGUGCGAAGCGAGGCAAGCGCGGCGUCCAUGUCAAUCAGAACCCCAAGACAAGCACAUCCGGCGAGGCACUGAGGCCGGGCCGCUUUGAGUGCGGCUGCUUUGCCACGGUUCACAACCUGCGUGGAAGCUGUGCUAACUGCGGCCGGGUCAUCUGCGAGCAGGAGGCGGACGACGUGUGCUACGCCUGUGGACUGGAGCCAUCCCGAUGCAUCGCGUACGAGAUCUCGGUCCAGGAAGGCAAGCUGAGCGAGGCGGCCCAGCAGCACAAUCAGGAGGACUAUACAGCAGCGGUGGAGCGGCGCGACCGCUUGCUGGAGUACGCGCAGAAUCGCGCGAAGCGAACCACCGUUAUCGACGACCAGUCAGCCACGCUAUUCUCGCCGCAGAGUGCGUGGAUGUCCCCAGAGGAGCGCCGAGGUGCCGAGAAGUCCGCCGCGGAAAGGGACCGGCAGCUCAACAUCGAGCUCAUGCACCGCCAGCGCGGCGCCUAUCAGGUGCAUAUGGAGUUUGUGUCGCAGAGCCUGGCGCUGGGAGCGCGCAAGGAGAAUUCCGGCGGAGCGGCCAGAGAUGGCGCCGUCACGGAGGCGGGUGCGGAGGACGAGGAGCCGCACGAUGCGGACGAAAGUGUCGUGCCCACCGGCGCAGAGCCGCUUCCGUCGCUGCUGCAGAAAAUCUGGUACAGCCCCGACGGCACGCGAGUCGAGUCAGCGACUAGUGGCAAAAAGGACAAGAGCGGGUCUGGGCACUGCGGCAACACUGUGGACUUAAACUUGCCAGCUCAAGAGGGGUCCUCGAUGCCUAUGACGUCGCGACCAACGCAGCGCCGCUUCGAGGAGGUCUCUCGACGAGUACAGCAGAGCUACUUUGAAGACGAUGUGGAGGUGUUUGCUGAGGAGACGGUGGAGGCGGAGAAGACAAAGUCGAAGCUGAUUAUUGUGCCUCAGGCGCUGCUUGAGGAAGAUCAAGACGCGGCGAUCGAGCACGACACUGAAGCCGCCGGUGGCUCCCCCAGCCCGCCGCUCGUGGAUCCGUCUGCUGUGGCGUGGCCCUCUCGCUUCGCCGUGACAUCCAUAAUGCGCAACACAGAUGAAGGCAUUUGUUUAUCCAUGCACCAGCCGUGGGCGAGCCUGCUUGUGGCCGGAAUAAAGCGGCACGAAGGUCGCGUAUGGGAGACCACGUAUCGCGGCCGUCUAUGGAUUCACGCGGCCGCGUCACAGCCGAUAAACGUGGAGGAGGUGGAGGCGCAUUACUCAAAGUUUAUGUCGCCAGGCCAGGUGUUCCCGAAGCACUAUCCUACCAAGGUACUGCUUGGGUACGUCUAUGUAACGGACUGCCUCGAUCGAGAGGCGUACGAGACUGCAUUCAAGCCGGAGGAGCGCCAAGAGGAGUCCCCGUACUCUUUUAUUUGUGUGGAACCAAAGGCGCUACUAUUUCCGCUGCCCAUGAACGGCAAUCACAAGCUCUUCUCUCUCGAGCACCGUGUACACGUUGCUGCGCAGAAGCAACUGGGCGAGAUCGGUUGA
Messenger RNA from Leishmania mexicana MHOM/GT/2001/U1103, 1890 nucleotides. RefSeq lists its product as uncharacterized. Gene Ontology annotation, molecular function: transcription coactivator activity. Gene Ontology annotation, biological process: positive regulation of DNA-templated transcription. The transcript has a single exon. Gene Ontology annotation, cellular component: nucleus. The coding region runs from base 1 to 1890 and encodes 629 amino acids. The record is from RefSeq and is a predicted model, not a curated record. Lineage: Eukaryota; Euglenozoa; Kinetoplastea; Trypanosomatida; Trypanosomatidae.